AAGUAGUCUAUUUGUAUGCGAAUAUAUGACGCACUUGAGAAAAUUAAGGAGGUUCAUAACAUAUAAUCAUAAGAGCUUUUUACUGCGAAGCAUUUAUUCAUAAGCUGCUCAGUCUCCGAUGAAUAUUGUCUACUUGUGAUACAUUAGCGCUCUUCUGACGAUUUCGAAAUUCAAAAUGUCUCACGGCGGUCAUUCGCACGGUGGGGACGGAAUGCACGGCGGUGAACGUCCAAUGCUGACAACACACGCGUCUACCGCAGCCAUGGAUCAUCACGGAGGAAGCUCAAACCACGGUGAUCAUAGCGGGGAAAUGGCCGGGCAUGUGAUGAUGUUCCAUCUCAGGAGAGACCUCAGUGUCUUGUUUGAACAUUGGGAAAUCACUUCAACGAAAGUGUUGAUUGGCUCAUGUGUUGCAGUAUUUUUCUUGGCUGUACUCUAUGAAGGCCUAAAAAUCUUCAGAACAAGGCUGAUGAAUACACAUAGCAGAGAUGCGAGGGAAAGCAGUCGUGGAAAAGACAUCACAUACUGUGGGAAAACUCGACGGGGUUGCAGACAGAACAUGUGCACAUGCCAUAAUUUGGUGCAAACCAUAAUGCACGUCGUGCAAGUAGUGCUGGGAUACCUCCUCAUGCUGGUAGUUAUGACGUUUCAAGUGUACCUUGGGGUUGCUGUCAUAGUCGGAGCAGGCCUGGGCUACUUUCUGUUCGCAGGAUUCGCUCCUGAGAACAAUCCCAAGGAAACAGAGUCUUCUGCAAAUUCCGGACAUGGGAGUCCCGCCAUGGUGGUAAAAGUGACCAAUUUAGACGAGAUAAGGAGUCAACAGUCUAUGGAAAACCUAAGUUUUAAUAAUUUGGCCAUUAAAAAUAGGGCGUUUGAUGGCGGAAAUAUUGAAGGUGAAAAGUAAUUUUUUGACAAAGUCUGAGAACAGUCAGAAUUUGUGCUUUGGAAAUUCAUUAAACUGAGAAGACCUUGAUAGUAUAUAAAUUUUUAAUUACUCAGACAUACAGAAUUAAUAUAAUUAUUUUUCAGAAACAAGAAAAACCGGAAUAGACUCAUGUUCUGUAUGCGUAACAUAAUAUCAUUAAAUUGGAAAAAAAGGUCGAAAACAGCUUGCUCAAUAAAUCAAAACAGAGCUUUAUUUUGUAUAAUUUCAAAGUAAAAUAACUUAUUAAUUGACAUCCGUAUAUCAUUUUCUUGAUCUGCAAGUAUUAACAGUUGCCGGGUUACAAACUUAAGUAGCCAUAGCUAGAUCAUUAAGAGUAUUUAGUUAUAAAUUGUUCCUCUCCCACUCCACAUGCCUCACCGGACGGAGUUAGUUCGUCCUAUGACUU
Messenger RNA from Pocillopora verrucosa, 1331 nucleotides. RefSeq names its product high affinity copper uptake protein 1-like. Gene Ontology annotation, biological process: copper ion transmembrane transport. The record is from RefSeq and is a predicted model, not a curated record. Lineage: Eukaryota; Metazoa; Cnidaria; Anthozoa; Scleractinia; Pocilloporidae. Gene Ontology annotation, molecular function: copper ion transmembrane transporter activity. Gene Ontology annotation, cellular component: plasma membrane.